AGAGCAACGAGGAAAAGGACCAUGGCAUUUGCUGGGAUGCUGAGGGACGAGGACAUCCAGGCUGCCGUGCAGGCAUGUCAAGCACCAGGCACAUUCAACUACAAAACUUUCUUUGCACAAGUGGGACUAGUGGACUCAUCGGAAGCAAACUGGAAAGAUGUGUUCAUAGUCUUGGACCAGGACAGGAGCGGAUUCAUUGAAGAGGAGGAGCUAAAAUUAUUCCUUCAGAAUUUUUCCCCUGGUGCAAGGGAACUGACAGUGGCCGAAACCAAGACUCUGAUGGCGGCGGGGGACAGAGAUGGUGAUGGCAAAAUUGGGAUUGAAGAGUUCUGCCAUCUCCUGAAGUGA
Molecule: messenger RNA, 348 nt
Organism: Nerophis lumbriciformis (worm pipefish)
Lineage: Eukaryota; Metazoa; Chordata; Actinopteri; Syngnathiformes; Syngnathidae
Source: RefSeq, a predicted model, not a curated record